CCAUUUUUCCAUCUCCCUCAAAAACAAAAACAACACAAAUUUUUAUUGAGUAGUUCAUCACCUUUUUUUAACUACUCUGCAAAUUAGUCUUCUUCAUUUUCACAUUCCCAAAUCUAAAAAAAUAAAAGAAAAUAAAUUGAAAAAUGUCGAAUAUCAGCGGCGGUGACGAGGGAAGUUUCUCCUCCGGUGAAGUCCAGCAGCAGCAGCAGCAAGAAGCGAAUAAACAGCCGGCGAACAGCAACGAAUCGGCCUCUCAGCAGCAGCCGGCGACGGCGAAGAAGAAGCGCAACCUGCCGGGAACACCAGAUCCGACGGCAGAAGUUGUAGCACUGUCACCAACAACGCUAAUGGCGACAAACAGAUUUGUGUGUGAAAUCUGCAACAAAGGCUUCCAAAGGGAUCAAAACCUGCAGCUCCACAGGAGGGGCCAUAACCUGCCAUGGAAGCUGAGGCAGAGGACGGCGACGGAGCUAGCCCGGAAGCGCGUCUACAUCUGCCCGGAGCCGAGCUGCGUGCACCACAACCCGGCGCGCGCUUUGGGAGACCUCACGGGGAUCAAGAAGCACUACAGCAGGAAGCACGGCGAGAAGAAGUGGAAGUGCGACAAGUGCUCGAAGAAGUAUGCCGUGCAGUCGGACUGGAAGGCGCACCAGAAGACGUGCGGGACGAGGGAGUACAAAUGUGACUGUGGAACCAUCUUCUCCAGGAGGGACAGCUUCAUUACUCACCGGGCAUUCUGUGAUGCUUUGGCUGAAGAAAACAGCAAAGUGAUGAUCAAUCAGGGAAUCAUGGCAGGAGGAGGAGGAGGAGGAGGAGGAUUAGGACAGAGCAACAACAUGCCUGAUUUGAUGUCGACAAUGCCGAUAAGCAGCAACACAGCAAUGGGGAUCACUGAAUUCAACAACAAUCCAUUGAAAUCGCUCCCGCAAGAAUUGGUGCCGAUACCAUUCAAGCCGAUGAACAUGUUCUCGACAACUUCAGGCACUCUUUUGCCUAGAAGCAUGCUGCCGUCGUCUUCCGGGCUUCAGCUGAGCUCAAAUUCGACCCCGUCGUCAGGCUACAACGCCUUCCACCAGGACAGCAAGAACCUUGGGCAGAUAUUGGGGUCAGCUCACAUGUCGGCGACAGCCCUGUUGCAGAAAGCUGCUCAGAUGGGGGCAACAGGGAGCAAUUCGAUGAACUCUCCCAUGAUGCAGAAGAGCUUUGUUAACAGCAUGGCAGGCCCUGAUUCAGGGCCAAGAUCCACCUCCAAUUUCCAGUCCUACGACAACUUCCAUGGCUCCAACGAGCAAACCCCGUCAGCAUACAACUCACCAUUUCCGAACCAGAUCAUGCAAAAGAAUCCACAAGAGGUAGUAACUCACAUGUUUGAGAGUGGCGGGCCUGUGGUUGGUGACAUGGCGAUGUACGGUGGAAUGCUGAUGGGAGGAGACGAAAGCGCAGCAGCCGGGCUGUUCAAGAACAUCGUACAAGUCCACGAGGGAAGUGAUCAAAGCUCCGGGAUAAUGCAGGGCAGGAACAACUCGAUGAUGGCGAGGAAUCCAGCUAGCUUCGAUGGGGAGAAUGAUAUGACGACAGUGGAUUUCUUAGGGGUCGGGGGCGCUGGAGCCAUGCCGAAUCUGCACGAACAGAGAAUGGAGAUGGAAGCUAUGAACCAACAGAGAAAUAUGCAAGUAAUGCACAACCCUUUUCAUCAGCAGAUCUCUCAUGGAGAUUCUGACAUGGAUAAGCCAUUGUAUAACACAUUCUGAACUUAUUAGGGAAGUUGGAUGUAAUUUGUGAGGUAGCAUUAUAUUAAUCACUCCCUAUCCAGCAAUGUACUUCGUUUCCGAAACAAUUUGAAUAAU
Messenger RNA from Andrographis paniculata, 1847 nucleotides. Its product is annotated as zinc finger protein GAI-ASSOCIATED FACTOR 1-like. NCBI's taxonomy places the organism in Eukaryota, Viridiplantae, Streptophyta, Magnoliopsida, Lamiales, Acanthaceae. The transcript has 2 exons. The coding region runs from base 144 to 1751 and encodes 535 amino acids. Gene Ontology annotation, molecular function: DNA-binding transcription factor activity. Gene Ontology annotation, cellular component: nucleus. The record is from RefSeq and is a predicted model, not a curated record.